Molecule: messenger RNA, 891 nt
Organism: Pectinophora gossypiella (pink bollworm)
Lineage: Eukaryota; Metazoa; Arthropoda; Insecta; Lepidoptera; Gelechiidae
Exons: 2
Coding region: 1-891 (296 amino acids)
Source: RefSeq, a predicted model, not a curated record
AUGGGAUUUGUUGCUCCGACUAUCCUAUACGCUAAACUUUUGAUAAAACAGCUCUGGCAGCUGGGAAUCGACUGGGAUGAUGAGCCGCCGCCACACAUCAUUAAGAUAUGGAGACAGUUUUGUCACGAGCUUCCAUUGCUCAAUGAUUUUAAAAUACCGCGACAUGUAGGUGUGGUGGAAGACUGCGUCGUCACUUUAGUCGGAUUCUCAGACGCCAGUGAGCUCGCGUACGGAGGUGUGGUAUACCUUCACGUACAGUCCGCUAGUGGUAACACCGUGCAGCUCGUGUGCUCGAAGUCCAAAGUUGCGCCCUCGCAACCGCUCACUAUCGCUCGUCUCGAGCUCUGCGGAAUCGUGUUAUUAUCUAAAUUACUUCGCACAGUUUUAAAUAAUUACGCUGGCCGCUUUGCCGUUAACGUUUGCGCUUUUACCGACUCUAAAGUCGCUUUAUAUUGGAUUAAAAGUUCGCCCCACCGCUGGCAAACGUUCGUCGCAAAUCGCGUCGUCCAGGUGACUGACAACAUCUCCGCUGAUAACUUUCAUCACGUCUCCGGAGUGGAGAACCCCGCAGACUGUUUGUCGCGUGGCGUUACGCCACAGAAGCUUAUUUCGCACCCCCUGUGGUUAAAGGGGCCUCCGUGGCUUGCGAUGGACCCGUCACAGUGGCCUAUUAAUAAAGAGUCCGAGGUACAGUCUAUUGAAGAUAUACCUGAGAGGAAGAUUUUAGCACACCCUGUGACUGCUCCCGCGCAUGACUGCGCUAUAUACAACCUUGCUCAGCGCGUGUCAUCUUGGACGAAGCUAUUACGCGUGAUUGUAUUUGUAUGCAGAUUCACUAAAUUGUUACCUCGCCACAAAGGUUCUGGAUACUGUCCGCCCGUCGCGCUGUGA